Messenger RNA from Leptopilina boulardi, 1004 nucleotides. RefSeq lists its product as uncharacterized. The record is from RefSeq and is a predicted model, not a curated record. The coding region runs from base 365 to 961 and encodes 198 amino acids. Lineage: Eukaryota; Metazoa; Arthropoda; Insecta; Hymenoptera; Figitidae. The transcript has 6 exons.
GAUUAAUAGCACGAGGUCGUCAUCCGCUCUGAUAAUAUAACAACUUUCAAUUUCUAUGCAUAUUACUCCGUAGGGAAAAGUCCAUCUUUAAUAGUAAUGGGAAGGUCGGAACUGGAGAGAGUUAAUAUAUUGAAUCAGACAUAUGUCACCGACCUGGAUAAGGCGGGAACUCCUUUCACUAUAAAACUUCGGUUAAACUUCUCGAAAGACUCUUGAAACUAGAAUCAGCAAUCAAACAGAACGUCAGUUCGUUUAAAGUCGCUGCCCGUUAUAUUUGUAUUUAGGUUACUUUUGUUGAACAGGGAAACAAUGUAAACAAAAUACACACGAUUAGUAAGCAUUAGUAAUUUCUAAAGAGUUUAAAAUGAGGACUACAUGUGUGCUUGUUAUUCUUUUUCUUUAUUUAAAAUAUACAAUAUGUUUAAUAGUACCUGAUGAAAUUCCGUCACUUCUUUCUCUUAUUUAUUCCAAUCUUCCACCAGUUAAAAAAGGAACUGAUUCUAGAUUUGGCGUAGGAUUUAGUCUAGGAGAACAUGCUGAUUUUCAAGUUGUCGUAGAAUUGGGCCCACAAACAGAAACAGAACCGAUCGGAAGUACUGAAGAUGCAAAACGAAGAAGAGAUAUAAUUUUAAACGCUGCAAUGAAAGGAGAAAUGGGUCCUUGGGCGCAAAGGGUCGCAGAACAUCAGAUACAACGUAAAUUAGGAAAAGAUGUUGCAACAAUUACGAAUCACUAUGGAAACAUUAAAAAUAUUCACAAAGACUCAAAAGAAAAAGAGCCAUUCAGAGCCAAUAUUAUAGAUGAAAAGAAAAAGCAUGCAGAAAAUUUAAAAAAAUCUCAAAAGAGAAUAAAUGUUGUAAACGUGGAAGGAACAAAACCAUCGGCUGUCAUUUCAGAUCCAGAAUCCUACAUAAAGAAGCUAAAUACUUUAUACGAUACUCAAAAAAGUGUAAAAAUGUAAAAAGAAAUUUUUAUGUAUCCAAUAUAUCUGGUUGUAUUGUUAA